GCACAGUCCUCGGGACAAAAAGUGAGGCGCGGUGCAGCGAGUAAACAAAAGUGACUACAAAAAGUUGGACCGCUGCACCGGUGUAUCCGCUUCUGUCUCACUGGGUCCCCUCCAAAGUCCCGACGCUUUAGGCUCAGUAACCGGAGAACCGAGCCUGAUCGGCGGCCCCACGGUGUGUAGAGUAACGGAGGAGAAGGGGUGGGAUGAUGAGCACAUGAAGGGAGGGAGAGAAAGGAAUACGCUCACUGGCCGUUACGUUGCCAUGUGUGCAGGAAACGUACCCCAAAAACUUCUCAGUGAAAGAUUUGACGCAGGCAGGGAAAAGAAAGAGCCAGCAGUUUAGUGGAAGUCGCGGCAGUCUUAUCAGCUCAGUGUGCGGUUCAAAGGUCGGAGUAUCUUUAGGAGCGCGCUGUUGACUCUUACACUCACACAACUUUUUUUUUGGUAGUUUCCCUCUCGACUGAAGCAACCGGCGUGCUGCGCUGCGUUGGUGUCGCACUGCAUAGAUUUCUCCAAAGUUGCUUAAGUUAAAAGAAGAGUCAGCGACAUGUCAGCCUCACGAAUGCAGCUGCUGUCCCCCAGAAGCCUCUUGCUUUUAAGCCGGGGGCGAAUCGAAAUGGGAGCCCAACGGCCCGGCAGUGGUCCCGGGGUCCGCUCACUCACCUCUCCCCCUCUGUACCCCUCCUCUCCCGGCAGAGCCUUGUCGAGUCUGAGUGCAACGCGACGUGGACUCCCCCAAGAGAAAAUGUCCGAAAAUGGAGUGGUGUCCCGGCCCAAGGUGCUGACCAUCGACACCAUGAACCCCACGGUGAAGAAAGUGGAGUACGCCGUGCGGGGGCCCAUCGUGCAGCGGGCUGUGGAGCUGGAGAGGGAGCUCUCUGAGGGUAUGAAGAAACCAUUUGCUGAGGUCAUCAAGGCCAAUAUCGGUGACGCACAUGCUAUGGGACAACAGCCAAUCACUUUCUUCCGACAGGUGCUGGCACUGUGUUCCUACCCUGAACUGCUGAAUGACAGCACAUUCCCCGAGGAUGCCAAAAAUAGAGCACGCCGCAUUUUGCAGUCAUGUGGAGGGAACAGUAUGGGAUCCUACAGUGCCAGUCAAGGCAUAAACUCGGUGCGAGAGGAUGUGGCCCGCUACAUCGAGCGAAGGGAUGGCGGCGUGCCCUGCGACCCAGAUGACAUCUACCUCACCACAGGGGCCAGUGACGGCAUUGUGACCAUGUUGAAGCUGCUGGUGUGCGGUGAAGGUUCGAGCUGCACCGGUGUCAUGAUCUCCAUUCCUCAGUACCCGCUGUAUUCAGCUGCGCUGGCUGAACUCGGUGCUGUGCAGAUCAACUAUUACCUUAAUGAGGAAAACUGCUGGAGUCUGGACAUCAAUGAGCUGCAGCGCUCCCUGGAUGAAGCCCGGGAGUACUGCAACCCGAGAGCUCUGUGCAUCAUCAACCCCGGAAAUCCCACAGGUCAGGUCCAGAGCAGAGAGUGUAUUGAAGAUGUGAUCCGAUUUGCAGCAAAGGAACGCCUCUUCCUUUUGGCUGAUGAGGUGUACCAGGAUAACGUGUAUGCCGAUGGUUGUCAGUUCCACUCUUUUAAGAAGGUUCUGUUUGAGAUGGGACCAGAAUACGCAAACACAGUGGAACUGGUCUCCUUCCACUCAACCUCAAAAUGCUACAUGGGAGAGUGCGGUUUCCGCGGCGGCUACAUGGAGAUCAUCAACAUGGACGAUGAGGUGAAGGCCCAGCUGUCUAAACUGGUUUCGGUCCGUCUGUGUUCUCCUGUUCCUGGUCAGGCUUUAAUGGACCUGGUGGUCAACCCUCCUCAGCCUGGGGAGCCUUCAUAUGACAACUUCAUCAAGGAGCGCACAGCCACCUUAAGUGCCUUAGAGGAGAAGGCCAAACUUACCGAACAAGUUCUCAAUACUGUGCAUGGCAUCAGCUGCAAUCCUGUGCAGGGUGCCAUGUACUCCUUCCCCCGCAUUACCAUCCCUGAAAAAGCCAUCAAAGAGGCUGAGGACAUUGGCCAGCAGCCAGAUAUGUUUUACUGCAUGAAGAUGCUGGAAGAAACUGGAAUCUGUCUCGUACCUGGAAGCGGCUUUGGUCAGAAGGAAGGAACGUACCACUUCAGAAUGACCAUCUUGCCACCAAAGGACAAGCUGGAGAUCCUCCUGAACAAAGUCAAGGAGUUCCACCAGAAAUUCACUCUCCAGUAUUCUUAAAUUUCCACUUUUCCUUUUACGCACAAAGGGACGUUGUCUAGAACCACAAGCAAAAUCUUUAGCCAUUUACAGUUUAUCUGUCACUAGCCAAGUGCCUUCUCUACGAUGGCUCUGGUGGUCUCUGUGAUGACGCCUGCAGCCUCUACAGCUUUCUCAUUUGGACAUUGCACCGUUUGGUGUCAGAACCACACCACACCAGAAAUAAAGAGAUGCAUUCAGAGACGUGUAUGAGUUUAGUGCAGAAACUAUAGCUUCUUCUAGUAGUGGUGAGGAUUAUGAAAGAUGUAUGUCUUGUAGAUCUGAGUCUAGUUAAUGUCAUUGCCAAGCUUAAAGAAUAGGUACAGUUGGAAAAAAAGAUAAUGUGAUGCUUAAAACCUUAUGUAUGUGUACAAAUUGUUAAACGAUUGCAUUCCUGUAGGCUGCACUUGAUGGGAAAUAUAUAAAAAAAAAACAGAAGGUCUCAUUUGCAUGAUUAUUCAGACAUGAUUUUGUAGAAAAUAAAUAAAACAAAAAUAAGUGUAA
Solea senegalensis (Senegalese sole) is the source of this 2734-nucleotide messenger RNA. It is a transcript of the gene gpt, whose product is annotated as glutamic--pyruvic transaminase. Lineage: Eukaryota; Metazoa; Chordata; Actinopteri; Pleuronectiformes; Soleidae. The record is from RefSeq and is a predicted model, not a curated record. Bases 548 to 2212 code for a protein of 554 amino acids. Gene Ontology annotation, molecular function: pyridoxal phosphate binding; L-alanine:2-oxoglutarate transaminase activity. Gene Ontology annotation, biological process: biosynthetic process. The transcript is spliced from 11 exons.